Messenger RNA from Peniophora sp. CBMAI 1063, 1446 nucleotides. Lineage: Eukaryota; Fungi; Basidiomycota; Agaricomycetes; Russulales; Peniophoraceae. The record is from the annotation of a GenBank genome assembly.
AUGAGCUCAGUCAAUGAAGCUGCUGAGAGUGCUCCUGGGACGGAGGUGCUUCGGGGUCCAGGGCUCCUCGAGUCAAUGUCCACCGUGCGACACAGUCUCGGGUUCUACACCGCCGUAUGCUGCGUCGGAAGGUUCUCUACCGCUUCUCCUGGAGCCGCAAUCCCUACCCUAUCCCUACUCUAUAAUGCACUACAUGAAGUCAUAGCGCAACAUCCCCCGCUCUCCCUCAGCAUUCAAGACGAGUUUUCACCAUCCGCGCGCUUCGUCCGGAUCCCGUCCUUCGAUCUCGAGCGUCUCCUCCAUGUCGAGCCUCUUCGGGACGAAGUCACUCGAGAGCGCGCAUUGACUCAAGUCAUCGAGGCGCGCCUCUCUACUCGCUUCAGCGACCUGGGUGUCUUGCCGCUUUGGCGACUCGUGGUGUUCCUUCCCUCAGAUGCGACGGACGCGGUUGCGCCGAGCGAGGUCGAUAUCGCGCUCUUCGUGCACCAUGGCAUCGCAGACGGCGGUAGCGCAGUCAUCUUCAUGCAAACGCUACUGACCGCACUCAACACUGCUGCCUCUCAACAACCAUUCAACUCCCUAGGGACCAUCGCAACACCGCCGAGAGCCACCCUUCUCCCGUCACUGGAAUCACUCCACACUCUUCCCGUAUCUUUCUUUACCCUCCUAGGCGUGAUAUGGCGGAUGGUGUUCCCAGCCUCUCGCGCGGGGUUUUGGACUGGCAAGCCCGUCUCCCGCCCGGAGGAUGUCGUGCGAACGCGACAGGCCAUCCACGUUUUCAGUGCCGAGACGGCCGCAAAACUCCUUGCCGCGGCGCGCGCACACAAGGUUACGCUCACGCCCCUGCUCGAAGCGCUCGUCGCGCGCGCGCUCUUCGACACGCUACCCGCGGACGGUACCGCCAAUCGUCUUGUCGCUUCAUGUCCGAUCAACUUGCGCGCGUUCAUGCCAGAGCAGAAGUCCGCCAUGGGCGUCUUUGUUGCAUCGGACGAUCACGAAUUUUUGCGCGGUGGUGUGGAGGCGGACGUGUGGAAGGAGGCUCAGCGCGCGGGAAGUCAGCUCGCGAGUACGUUGGGGUACAUCAAGAAGGGCAAGCACGUCAACGUCGGCAUGCUGCGCUACGUAGGCGACAUGCGACAGAACUUCGAGGGGAAGGUCGGCAAGCCCAGGGACCACUCAUUCGAGGUUAGCAAUACCGGCGCCGUCGAUGGUUCAGGCGGGCAAGGACCCUGGAGCAUCACGCAACUGCUGUUCUCACAGAGUGGGAGCAUUACGGGCGCGGCGGUCACUUUCAGCGUUAGCUCGAUUAAAGGAGGGCCUGUGACUGUCGCGGUGUCGUGGGUCGAAGGUGUCGUGGACGAGACGGUUGCGAACCGGAGCUUGGAGAAGCUGGUUUCCUUAGUUGACGAUGUGUGCUCUGGAAAGCUGUACACCGCGGGAGGUUAA